Molecule: messenger RNA, 3193 nt
Organism: Benincasa hispida (wax gourd)
Lineage: Eukaryota; Viridiplantae; Streptophyta; Magnoliopsida; Cucurbitales; Cucurbitaceae
Product: trihelix transcription factor GTL1-like
Source: RefSeq, a predicted model, not a curated record
CUUUCUCUUUUCUCUCUCCUCUCAAUUUUUGUUUCCCUCUCUCAAAAUUUUCACCAAAAAAAAAAAAAACAAAAAACAAAAAACAAAAACAAAAAACACUGUUAGUGCUCUGCAGUGCUGUUGCGAUGAAGAUGAUUAUGCCAUCUUCUUCUUCUCCUUCUUUACUGUUGUUCAAAAAUUUCUCUCUCUGGGUAUUUUUUCUUUAAAUUAUUUCCAAUUUUUUUCAUAAAAAAAAAAAUCGAAUUCUGAAAAUCCCUUAUAGCACUAACUCGUAGGAAUUCACUUUCUGACUUCCAUUUUUUUUUUCCAGCUGUCUUCUCUUUCUCUCUCUCUCUCUCUCUCUGUUGCUUUUUAAUUAUGGCUUCUUUUUAAGUUUUUUCCAUUCCCUUAAAUUCCAUCCUCCCCAUUUCUUCAUUCUUCUCCCUUUCAUGGAGUUUCAUCUCUACUGCUACUCAACUCUACCGUCGCAGGCUACCCAUUGAAUUUCCAUAAUUCCGCCGUUCAAACAAAGUGGAGACAUGGAAGGAGCUGCAGCUGGAUCCGGAUCAGGAUUAGGAUUACCUGAUCGAUCUCAAUUAUUUGGAGUUUCCUCACCGCCGCCGCUAACCAUCGAUGCCACCAUAGGUGAUUCUCAGCAAGUCGAAGCUGCUUCUCCGAUUAGUAGCCGACCUCCUGCUGUACCCUCUUCGUUAAAUUACGAGGAACUCAUUCGUCUCGGCGGCGGCGGCGGCGGUCAGAUGGUGGUUGACGAUGAAGAAGCUGACCGUAGCGGCGGCGGAAGCGGUGGUAAUCGAUGGCCGCGGCAAGAAACGCUUGCUUUGCUUAAGAUUAGGUCAGAGAUGGAUUCAGCGUUUCGAGAUGCUACACUUAAAGGACCUCUUUGGGAUGAAGUCUCCAGGAAGCUAGGGGAAAUGGGUUACAAGAGAAAUGCGAAAAAAUGCAAAGAGAAAUUUGAGAAUGUUCAAAAAUAUUACAAACGCACAAAAGAAGGAAGAGGAGGGCGUCAAGAUGGCAAAACUUACAAAUUCUUUACGCAACUUGAGGCUCUUCAUAACGCAAACGUGGCGCCUUCUUCUUCUUCAUUCACACUGCCACAACAACACCCCACCACUACCGUUGGCUUUGGGAUUAGCAACCCAACUCCAAUCUCAUCCGUCAAAAUUUCCACAUCUUCUUCACAAACCCCAAUGGGAAUCUUUUCUCCUCCACCAGAACAAUUCACUGUCCGGCCACCACCCACCGUCGCCGCUACGGGUGUUAGCUUUUCGUCGAACACCUCGUCUGCAUCCACUGAAGACGAUGAUAACGAUGAAGAUGAAGUGAUGGGGUUUGAUGUUGACCUUGAAGGGUUGCCGGAGAACGUAGCGGGAAGUAGUCGGAAGCGGCGUAGAGGGGUGGUUAAAGGGAAUGAUCAGUCAAGAACUCAUAAGAUGAUGAUGGAGUUUUUUGAGGGUUUGAUGAAACAAGUGAUGGAGAAACAGGAAGUUAUGCAACAGAAGUUUUUGGAAGCGAUUGAGAAAAGGGAACGAGAUAGGAUGGUUAGGGAAGAGAAUUGGAAAAGGGAAGAGAUGGUGAGAUUGAGUCAAGAACAAGAAAGAAUGGCUCAAGAGCGGACAAUUUCUGCUUCUAGAGAUGCUGCCAUCAUUGCUUUUCUUCAGAAAUUUACUGGCCAAACCAUUCAAUUUUCAGCCCCACAACAACAAUUUGAUGUGCCUGUGCCUGUGGCUGUACCUGUAACUGUGCCUGUGUCUGUACCUAUGCCUAUGCCUGUGCCAGCACCACUAUCUCCUGUCCCUUCUCAGCCAUUAUUACAACCACAAACUCUGCCACACCUUCAGAAUCAGCCGCCUUCAAAUACAGUAAUCCCAUUGGAUCAACCAAUGUUUCAGGAAAUUAGCCAAGGGGGAGAUGGAUCUUCAGAACCCAUUUCUUCAAGAUGGCCAAAACAAGAAGUUUUAGCAUUAAUAAAGCUGAGAGGUGGGCUUGAAUCGAGGUAUCAAGAAACAGGUCCAAAGGGUCCUCUGUGGGAAGAGAUUUCAGCUGGAAUGUUACGGAUGGGUUACAAGAGAAGUGCUAAAAGAUGUAAAGAGAAAUGGGAGAAUAUCAAUAAGUACUUCAAGAAAGUUAAAGAAAGCAACAAAAAACGCCGUGAGGAUUCUAAAACUUGCCCUUAUUUCAAUGAACUUGAUGCUCUUUAUCGCAAGAAAAUCCUUUCUACUGCUGCUUCUGAUUCUGGUUCCUUUAGUGAUACCAACAAAUUUGAACAAAACCCAACAACAGAUCUUCGUCCUCAAGGUCCUCAACCCCAUUCUUCGAUUCCACAAGGUUUGUCCGCUACUCUUUUUGGUGAAGGAACUGAAGAUCAACAACCAACAUCCACGAAGCCAGAAGACAUUGUGAAUGAGUUGAUGGAGCUGCAGGACGACAUUUAUCGACGUCAUCUCGAUCGAGACAACAAUGACGAAAACGACGAUUAUUCCAGUGAUGAUGACGACGACGACGAUUUACCAGAAGAAAAGAGAAACGGUAACAUUGAUUAUAAAAUAGAGUUUCAAAGAAGAAACAAUGUAGGAAACUCCAAUGGUGUUGCGAGUGAGUUUCAAUCGAUGGCGGUGGUUCAAUAAUAUUGCUUGAUUCAUAUAAACACAAUACACCCACAUCUCAAUCUUCUGUUUCAUUUACACCCAAAAAAUUCCUAACCCUUUUGCAUUACAGUCCCCCAAGUUACCGUUCCUUCUAUUUUUUUACCCCCCAAGAAAAAAAAUUUCAUUGCCCAGAUACUUCUUAUACUUUCUCUUCCCUUUCUUUGUGUCUAGAGCUGCCAGCAUAAGAUGAUCAUAUGCAUUUUUUUUUCAAAAUUUCUCAAUGACUAUUUAGUUUUUUUUUUUUUUUUUUUUAAUUUUUUAUUUAUCAUAUUCUUCUCAAUUCAUGUAUUAAUUAUUUGUGAGGGGAAAAUAAACAAAGUCUUUCUUUGGACUCAUGAAGGAAACUUUGUAGAGCUUUAUUAUGAAGAAAUGUGAGAGAUAGAUGAUGGGGGGGAAGGGGAAAUUCUUUCAUGUCAUAGUCAUCUUCAAGAUUUGUAUUAUUUCAUUCUUUUGGCUGAAUAACUUGUGAUAGUGUUAUAUGUUAUUGUAAGUUAUGUAUAUCAUAUCUUUAUGAUAAUAUAAUGAGCCUUCUGAUGAGUUAAGAGGAA